AUGGCUCUCUGGCCAUUUAGGAAACGUCGAAAGACGAAGACGGCGGAGGGAAAGAACUCAGUCGCACAGCAGCACCAGGAACCACCCACCGUGGAGCGCAAGCUCUCGCUGGUGAGGAAAGCUUCAGCUCGUCAGAAUCCCCGUCGUUCAGCUAGUCGUCGUAGGGUCGUCGCCGCCGCCGUUGCUUCUCCCGCAGAUGCUCGGGAGUUGCAGUCCUAUGUCUCUGCGGCACCCCCCGUGCUUGACCAUCUCUUGCUUCCGAAUCGCAAUUCCUCGGACCCCAUGGACACCAACUUCCAGUUGGAUCCUAACUUUCAGCCACAGAAACGGACCCACGAGGGAGGAUUCUCGUCGUACUUUGUGGAGAUCGAUCGCCCCAUGACUAGCUCAUCAACGUCUUCGGCCCGUCCCCACAAACAGACCAGCAUUGUUCGCAGAUUUAGCAAGCGAGGCCGCGAGUCGAAACAAGCGCAUACACAGCCACCUCCUUCCGCGUACAUCCAACAGUUGGCCCGAACCGCUUCGAAGCGUGACGGUAAGCGCAUGAGAAGUUUCAACAGUUUUGAAUAUGACCGGCCUAUGUCGCAAUCCUCAUUACCUCGUCAAUCGCUCAGUUCUUCUCUUUCUUCAGUUUCUUCAAUGAGGGCCUACAGGAUCCGUAGUUUUGAGUUAUUCACGCCCAGGCCCCGCCUCCGUUACGAGAGCGGGUUUGGAACUUCACCAGAUGGCAAGCAACAGGAACACUCCCCAACCACGAUACCAAAUCGAUCGAACUCUCGAUCAAAUCACGAAUAUAGACACAGGACUGGGACCGACAGCCGUGGAAAUGUUAGGGCUAGGGUGGAUGAAUUGGCCGAUGACAUGGAUGCGAAGGAACUUAGGGAGGCUAUGGAUAGGGAUAGGAGGCGGAGGGAAAGGAGGAGAUUGCAAGAGCAGGAAAGGCUGCAAAAGAAGUUGGAAAGGAAGCAGAAGCAGAGGCAACUGGAACAGGGCAACAUCGGUAUGGGCAUGGAGAUGGACGUGGACCAAGAUAUGGAUAGGGAUUACCAAUACAAUCUCGAGCGGAAUCAGGGGAUGUUUGUAGCACAGCCUGAGAGGCAGAUGGGAGAGAGUUCUCGGGCUGCUGAAGCCUAUGGAGGUUUCAGUCCUGUGCACAACCCAUAUCCGUUUCCCGAAACUGAAGGCGUUGUUGCUCGUCAGCCGAGAGACUCUAGGACAACGAUAGAAUCCACUACUCCCAUCUCUUGGUUGAAUGACGCAUCGGCUGAGGAUAUCAAUAAGGGUGUUCGUCUAUCUGGAAGAACUGAUAUGAUAACGCCAGUGUCGAUGGACUCCGCAGAGUACACAUCUGAGUCUCCUACAUUUGACACUGCUAAGCAGAUCAAUGUUACGUCACACAGUCAUGCACAGAUUUCGCCGAUCCCCUCACGGAAUAACUCAAAGGCAGAGAGAAACCCCAAGAUUCAGGUCGAUUCCCCAACAACACCCAACGAUCAAUUGACCGAGGAAGACGAAAUACGUGGAAAAAAGUCAGCAUGGACAUCUUUCAUCAAAAAAGCGACGGCUGCUAGAAUACAGAAGGAGCAGGACAUUCGGGUUGGUCAAUCAACGAUGGUACAUGGUUCUGACGAAGAGGCAGAAGGACUUGGUAGUGUAUCAGAGCCUGUAAGGCGGGAUUUCUACGAAGUGGAACAACUAAGGCGCCGCGAAGGCCAGACACCUGGGAGACACAUACAGGAUGAGAUUGCCUUUGCGAUGACUGCAUUGGAGACAGGACAUGUCCGAGGAAAGGAUGAGAUAGAGGAUGAACAACGAGACCACUUCUCGCCCACGCCUCCCUCAUACCCGAACUACGGUCGCCCCUCCAGCUCCAAGAGCUCACUCGUGGCCGCCCCUCUCCGUUCUCCCGCUAACCCAAGGAACUCUUCCCACUCGGCCACUCCAGAACUGAACGAAGACUCCCCCACGAUACCUCCCCAGGGUCGCACAUCAUCCCAGCAAUCCCACUUCCGGCCAUCAUCUCACAGAUAUUCACCCUCCAUGCGUUACUCCUCUGGUGCUGCGUCCCCGGAAAACGGCCCACGUUCAUUCGUGUCCACUUCACUCGCAUCAAUCGACUCAGAGGGGUCGUGGCUUUCUGGCAAGAUGACGAACCCCCGCCAGUCAAUCCACCAGAUUAGCCCGUUGCGUACAAGCGCAACAUCGCUCCGCCGCCGUUACAAGGAAUUCGACGACGGGGCUAGCUUUGAGGGUGACGACUACUUCAGUGGCGUGGAACCACGCCGACCAAAGGGUCAGAAUGCGGAGGAGUAUGUUUAUGCACCACGAAUGGAGCUGAGCGACGAGAGCGAGGACGACGACAAUGCAUCUAUCAAUAGCGAAGCAGAGCAGAAGAUGUGGAGAGAAGGCCCCGCGAAGAAGGUCGUCCCUCAGGAGAUCCCAGUGCUGCCACGGGUCGGUGCAUUGAAGGGCCAGGGACGGCCUGGCCCAGUGAGAAUGGUUAGCAGUACCGACGGCGAAGAAGUGUUCAUGACGCCGCUGGAGCACCCACACGAGAGAACAGUCUUUUCGACGCCCAUGGAACAUCCGGCCGCUAGGAAGAGUACCGUAGCCGAGAUUGUGGGUCCGGGAAGGCCGUAA
This is a messenger RNA of Morchella importuna, 2640 nucleotides long. RefSeq lists its product as uncharacterized. The transcript has a single exon. Lineage: Eukaryota; Fungi; Ascomycota; Pezizomycetes; Pezizales; Morchellaceae. The coding region runs from base 1 to 2640 and encodes 879 amino acids. The record is from RefSeq and is a predicted model, not a curated record.